Messenger RNA from Austrofundulus limnaeus, 1009 nucleotides. Its product is annotated as neuroligin-4, X-linked. Lineage: Eukaryota; Metazoa; Chordata; Actinopteri; Cyprinodontiformes; Rivulidae. The record is from RefSeq and is a predicted model, not a curated record.
ACACACACACACACACACACACACACACACACACACACACACACACACACAUCAUGCACGCAAGCUCAAAUUGGCAGUGCGAGACACACACACUCACCUAAACACUUUAGCUCACACACACACACUCACAGUCGUGUAUUUAGGGGACUCACUGACUGAGUCACCGCACACUCAGAUAGGCAGAAUCACUGACUCACACACACUGACACACACACACGAGGGGAAAGGUUGCCUGACAGGACACUGUGUUGUUUGUGUAUCAUGGGCCAAGUCCAGCAGCAGCUGUGCAGAAGAGUUGCACACCUCUGAGGGGGUCACUGUCGUAAACCACAACCUGCCUCCGAUCCUCUCUCCUCCUCGGCUUUCCCCCCGUCUUCUAACAUCAUGUCUGAGCUGAGGACCAGCAGGACGUGGCCUUCCUCGUUCCUCUCCUCCCCCCUUGGAUUCCCAUCCCUCCUCCUCUCGCUGUUCUUUUACCUCUCCAUUCAGCUGACCCCCUUGUUAGCCCAGCAGACUGUGCCUGUCAUUUCGACAGCGCAGGGCAGAAUCCGAGGCAUCCUGACCCCCCUGCCCUCGGACCUCCUUGGGCCCGUCAUCCAGUACCUGGGAGUACCGUACGCCAGGCCCCCGACUGGUGAUCGGCGCUUCCAGCCACCGGAGCCUCCACUGCCAUGGCCCGGAAUACGAAAUGUGACGCAGUUUGCUCCCGUGUGCCCACAGUCGCUGGAUGAGAGGAGCAUGCUGGGAGACAUGAUGCCCUCCUGGCUCACUGCGAACCUGGAUAUAGCAGCGACUUACCUCACUCACCAGAGCGAGGAUUGCCUCUACCUCAACAUCUACGUGCCCACCGAGGAAGAUAUCCAUGAGGAGGGGGGUCAGCGGCCGGUGAUGGUCUACGUCCAUGGAGGCUCUUAUUCUGAAGGCACUGGGAACAUGAUGGAUGGAAGCGUGUUGGCAAGCUAUGGCAACGUCAUUGUCAUAACCCUCAACUAUCGAUUAGGAGUUUUAG